This is a messenger RNA of Nelumbo nucifera (sacred lotus), 1230 nucleotides long. RefSeq names its product transcription elongation factor B polypeptide. Lineage: Eukaryota; Viridiplantae; Streptophyta; Magnoliopsida; Proteales; Nelumbonaceae. The record is from RefSeq and is a predicted model, not a curated record. Gene Ontology annotation, biological process: transcription elongation by RNA polymerase II. Gene Ontology annotation, cellular component: nucleus; elongin complex.
UCGUUCCUGGGCUAUAAGCGAUCGAGGGAGUCGAGGGCCGGUGAACGUUAACGAAUUCUGCAGAACAGAGGAAAUAUUUGGCGGUUUAUUUAUUUACUUAUUUUCUCUUAUUGGAGUCUAAUUAUCAAUGGUCUCUUCUCCGGCCUUCGAUCUUCGUCCCUAGGCAUCUGGGUAUUUUCAUAGCUGAUUGAGACUCCUAUUACCAUCUUUUACUUAGCCAGAUUGCUCUUGUUCUGGAGAGAAAUAUGAUGUUCAGAAGAAAGCCUCCUUCUUUGGUUGAUCUGUGCAUUAGAACUGCAAUUGAUAAUGUUAGGUAUCUUGGAGAUGUUGGGGAAACGGACAUAAACUUAUUGAAGGAAAUUUUGCCUCACUGUACAGUGGAUCAGUUGAUGCACAUUGAGAAGUCUACGGAAGGAAGAGACCUGAGUCCAGUAACUGAUAGCUUGUGGAAGAAAUUCUAUGAACAACAGUUUGGUGCUAAAAGUGCCAAUCUUGUUAUUGAGAGGAUGAAACAGAGGAAGGUGUCAUUUAAAUGGAGGGAUCUAUACGACGCAAAACUGAAAGACUGGGAUGAAGCUCAAAAGAAAUCAGUUGAUCGACUUAAGCAGCUUUAUGAAAAGGAAGUUGUUAGAAAACAAAGUCGGCAAAUUCAGAUUUGUACAAAGGUUCCACCUUCAAGUAAUAAACGAAAUUUCAAUUGGGGUAGUGGAUCUUCCAGUAGUGUUUCCAAUUUGAAGGGUAACCUGAUGAAAAAAGCAAAAUUGGAGUUCCUUAACAGUCACGAGAUGAAAGUUCAUGCAGCUAUGAGGAAAAACGCCUUGCAAAGGAAUCAAGGGGUUUCUCGCACAAUUAAACCAGGUGGUAUUAUUGGAAGAGAAUCUGCUUCUAGUUCCAGAGUAACCAGGCCAUUACCAAGACCAUAGCAGCCUGCUUCAUUAUUGCUAGCAUUGCUGCCAAGUACCAAGGGAACCAACCCCAUAUGGUAUUUGUGUUUUGAUCUCAUACAAUAAUUCCAUUUUUGGUUUUCGUUGGGAAAGAGCUGCUUUCCAGUACAUUCUUGGCUUAUGUUGUUUUUACAUGUGAUUUCCUCCGUCUCCAUCCAGUGUAGAAAAAAAAAGGGUUGUGUUGUAUGUGUAACCGUGCUUUCCCCCCACCCCGAUAGUUUAUACUUCUAUUCCUAUUACACGUUGCUAGCUUGGCACCCAGAAAUGCAUGUAUUCGGUUCCAUGA